ACAAGCUUCUGUUUGAACAGAUUCGCUCCAACAUCAUGGCAGCAAGUGCCAUCCUUCUGCUGCUGUUUGCGCUACUGGGGUUUGGCUCAGCUGAGGACUUUUAUGGAGAUAGUGUUAGUUUUGUUCAUCCGCACAAGGACCCUGAUGGAUAUUUUAAGGUAGCCUUUCAUCACAGACAGAAUGGCAGGAAUCAUUGUGGUUAUCCGUCAACGUAUACAUGCAUGGAGUGUAUGAGCUUGGACAACAGCAGCGUCAUGCAAACAGACCAGGACAACUCCGGCCAGGACAGGUGGUGUCAGUCUGAAGGACGUACAAUGGCCAAAGUCACCAUGAACGCUUCAUACAUUUCCCUAAGUAAUGCAGGUUGCUGCUGGGCAACGAACAACGAUGCAAAAACAAAUUGGACAGGCCAGGCCCAUUUGGACCUCAGUACUCGGUCUGACACCAAAGAUUUUAACAGCUGUCCUGUAACUACCACGGUUUCCUCACUAAGGGUGCGCCAGAACUGUUUUUCAGAGAUUCAUCUUUUGGCUUAUGAUCCAGAUGGAGAUAAUGUGAAGUGUCGCUUAGUUGCUGAUGUUGCAGUUCAUGCUAACAUUACUCUGAAUACGUCUACCUGCACACUGGACAAAACAGGGGAGGUCAGUGCUGGUGUCUAUGUGUUUGAGUUGAUGCUUGAGGACUUCCCCACAAAAAACCUUAAUUUAUCCUACGCAAAUGGAACUUCUACAUAUUGGGAGAGCUCUAAUGACAAUUCACCACCACUCUGCAGCCUAAAACUGCAGUUUCUAUUAGAAGUCCUCUCACCAUUGCCAGUCUGCGAACUUGGUCAUGUGCUGCCCAAAUACUUGUACCCUACACCCAAACAUGGCGACGUGCUUCAUGCCACGGUGGGACACACAUUCAUGCUUCAUGCAGAAGCGCAGGCGCACCAUGCCACCAUUACGGACUUCCAGGUCAGUGGCCCUUAUAACAUGACUAAAGAGUUCAGUGAUGAUCAACAUGGAAAAGCUGGGCUUAAACUGACCUGGACACCACAACCCAGUGACGUGGAUCGAGUUGUUCCAGUCUGCUUCACUGCCGAGACAAAUGAAUCUCAAUCAGAGAUGAGGUGUGUUGCAGUUGUGGUGAGCGAACCGACGCCCUUCCAUGGUAAAACAGAAGUGACGUGCAUGGCAGACAAGAUGAUGGUUGCCAUUGAGAGAUCUACAUUGCCUGAUGUGGAUGUAAACUAUAUCUCGCUUAUGGAUCCGUCAUGCUUGGUCACUUAUAAUGAUACUCACAUCAUGGGAUCAAUGAUGUUCGGCAACUGUGGCACCACAUUUGAGGAAUCAGACAACUACAUAUUCUUCAAGAAUCAAAUCCAAACAUUACGCAAGCCUGAUCAAGUUGUAAUCCGAAGAAAGUCAGUGAAGAUCAGCUUUUCUUGCCAGUUCCCCAAAACCGCCAGCAUCUCGUCCAGUUACAAUGUCCAGAAGUCCAACUACGUUUUCAGCGACUCUGAACUGGACAGCUUCAGUUAUUCUUUCGACGUGUAUACUGAUGGCAACUUCACAGCUAAAGUGCAGCCCAAUGCCUAUCCAGUGGAAGUUGAGUUUCUACAAAAGAUCUUUUUAGGCAUCAAGGCUGACUCAGAACUAGCCAAUGUGAGUUUCUUUGUGGAGUCAUGCAAAGCCACCCCGGAUGACAACCCAGACAACGCCGUCUUCUAUGACCUUAUCAAGGAAGGAUGUCUGAAAGAUGAGUCUCUAAAAGUCCAAGCAGUUGAUUCAAUGACAUUCCACAUGGAGGUUGAAGCCUUCAGAUUUGAUGGAAGCAAUGAUCAGGUGUACAUUACCUGCACUGUCCUCAUCUGCGACGACAACAAUCCGUUCUCCAGAUGUGCCAUGGGAUGUCAAAACGAGGCGUUCCGCAGACGCAGGAGAUCAGUGGGUGUGCAGUCCUCUGUCCAGUCCCUCAUGCAGGGUCCGUUCCAGUUUGUCUACGAGGCUCUUCCGAUUGCUAAUGUAAACCACGAGGAUGUCAUGAUGAAGGUAGCUGAUGCUGAGGAGAUGAAGGCCGCCGAACGGGUGAAGAUUGCUGAGCCAGAGAACAAUGCUCUGAUGAAAAAGAGUGACAUGCUUGUGCCAGAAACCCAAGGACACAUGGCAAUCAAGGAGCUGCUCAGCAGCAACAUCAGCACUGGGCUCUUUGCUGCGGCGUGCUCUUUGUCCGUAGUCCUGUUGGCGGCCGUUGUCGUCUAUUACAAUCGAAAGAGCAAAGAAGACGACCAGAAGCCUCUUCUGCGUGGAUACUGAAUGGGAUAACUGAAUCCUGCUAUCGAUAAUUUAUGUCCUUUUAGUCUAACUUUCAUUUUACAAACUGAUUCAAAUUCUGAUAAUGGAGAAAAUGGAUGGAUGGAUGGAGCCACAUUAUUGUCUUUUUCAAAAUAUUUUACAUGCAUUAUCUUUGAUGGUGGAUGAUUUGACACAGGCCUGGAUUUUUUGGAAGCUGGACAUGAACUAACAAAAGUUUUUCACAGUAAAGUCAAGUAUUUUAGGGCGAACUUUCCCAUUUAUACAAAUUCAGAAAGUUGAUAAAUGACGAUAUAAUAACGAUUGUUGUAGAUACAUCAUGCAGUACUUAGAAUUGAAUGACAUAGUUUCUGCCUCCAAAUUGGUUGAUAUCGGCCUAUUUCUUGAAAUGGGCAUACAGCGCAGUGUUCCCUCGCCACUUCACAGUAAAGUUUUACUACAUUGUUGUACCAUUUUAUACCAAACUACAUAGGGUUUAGAGCAGGGGUCUCAAACUCAAUUCACCUGGGGGCCACUGGAUGCAGAGUCCGGGUGAAGCUGGGCCGCAAGAAAAGAAAAUAUUGCAGCGUCCCGGAAAGGGUUCUGGGUAUUUGUUCUGUUGUGUUUAUGUUGUGUUACGGUGCGGAUGUUCUCCGGAAAUGAGUUUGUCAUUCUUGUUUGGUGUGGGUUCACGGUGUGGCGCAUAUUUGUAACAGUGUUAAAGUUGUUUAUAUGGCCACCCUCAGUGUGACCAAGUAUGCCUGGCAUUCACUUGUGUGUGUGAAAAGCCGUAUAUAUUAUGUGACUGGGCCGGCAUGUAAAGACAGUGCCUUUAAGGUUUAUUGGCGCUCUAUACUUCUCCCUACGUCCGUGUACCACUCCGAAAAGUCAUAAAUUUAACUUUUUGCAACUGAUACCGAUAAUUUCCGAUAUUAAUUUUUAAAGCAUUUAUCGGCCGAUAAUAUCGGCAGUCCGGUAUUGUCGGACAUCUCUACAAAAAACGGUUUGAAUUGGUCUAGGUCAGUGGUUCCCAACCUUUUUGUAUCCGCGGACCAGUCAAUGCUUAAUAAUUUGUCCCGCGACCCGGGUGAAGGGGGAAUCCUUUUUUUUUUUUUUUUUUUUUUUCUUUGUUAUGAAAAAGGGAGGUUUUUGUCAUGAAAAAGGGAGGUUUUUGUGGUUGGUGCACUAAUUGUAAGUGUAUAUUGUGGGGUUUUUUUUUUAAAUAAAAAUGAAUAAAAAAUUAUUCUGCGGCCCGGUACAUAUCGGGCCACGGCCCGGUGGUUGGGGACCACUGGUCUAGGUUAUCGGGGACUGUUAUUACUGAAGGACAGGUGUCGCGGUGUGACUGCAGCCAGGCACGUAAGAAUACCCUUGUCUCCAUGGCAACAUCUCUGUCGCAUUUGCCGCUUUUCCACUAAUGCAGGGGUAGGCAACCCAGAAUGUUGAAAGAGCCAUUUUGGAGCCAAAUAACACAACGCUGUCAAGCGCCAUUCAUAUAAAACUUGUGGGCCGCACUAACAUGAGACUUUCAUAUUAAGGUGGGGGCCGCAAAAUACCGUCUCGCAGGCUGCAAUUGGCCCGUAGGCCGCAUGUCUGAGACCCCUGGUUUAGAGUGUAUAAGGUGUUUUAAAAGCAUUGGAAGUGUUUAAAAGUGUGUAAAAGUUUGUGGAGUGUGUGGAUGCCUUAUAAAGUUAAUACAUGCAUAUAAUAUUAAUACAAAUUACAAAUUGAAGAGCAUGUCUACUUAGCAGAACUCCACUUAACACUGGAAUGCAACCCCCGUGAUAAUCGAGGGAACACUGUAUAAUUAAAGAAACAACCGCGUUAUCUGAAAAUCAACUGAUGACAAAGCCAUUUGAAAAAAAUAAAAAAAUUAAAGUUUUAUGCUGAAACACAUAAAAUUACACUUUUAUGUCUGAAUAGAAGAUUAGAACCUAAGAGGCCACGGAUCACCUUUCAAGCUAUUUUUAUAAAAAUACCUAUUUUACCUCUUUUUGUCUGACUGACUAGACUGACUGUUUUUGUUUUGUUUUUCAUCAGCAUACAAACAUCUUACUCCUUACUCAUCGUGCAGGUCAAUGUCAUCAUUCUAAGUCUUUAUUUCCUGUGUCUCUACACCAGAUCUGGGCAAAUUAAGGACCGGGGGCCACAUGAGGCCCUUUAAAUUUAUCAAUCUGGCACGCCGGACAUUCCCAAAUAAUUUUUUUAGAUAUUUAAGAUGGAAAGAAAAACUGCCAUUAUGAUGGGCAGCAAUGUUUUCUAACGACCAUAAGUCUUGAACUAUACAAAAGUAUUUCUAUGGUUGGAAUUUGCGCUUAUGGAUGUUAUACCAGUUACUAUGGUAAUCUAAUUAGUUACUAUCAUCUAAUUAGUUACUAUGGUAAUGUAAGUCACAGCAGCUCAGACGAGGCAUCAAGCAGUGUGGGCUGGAAGCGUUUCCACAGACGCAGAAGGAGAUUUUCACAACAAAGUUCUAAAGCUUAGUGAUGUAUCAGAUUUUAGGUGGGUUUAUUGUGUACCCUUCGCGUUCAUAUUUCACUGUUUGUUGCAUUUUUGUUGCGUUUCACUUGAUUGUAAAAAGUGUCUCUCGAAAGGGGGUGUGACGUUCAUAUUUCAGUGUUUUAUCCUUCAUAGAAAAAUUUAAAAUUCCAUUAUGUUUUUUAGGGCGGUCUGUCAUAUUGUUUUUAUCAUUCAAUCAGACAUUACUGUGAGGAUUUGUAUUAGUGUUCAUAAAAACAGACACAUCUUUUUCUCUUAAUGUGGCCUCCGAGUCAAAAUAAUUGCCCAGGCCUGCUAUACACUGUUUACAAACAUAUAUAUGCAGAAAUCAAAAAAUAAAGUGCUUAAAAAUCUUUCUCCUUA
Molecule: messenger RNA, 5135 nt
Organism: Nerophis ophidion (straightnose pipefish)
Lineage: Eukaryota; Metazoa; Chordata; Actinopteri; Syngnathiformes; Syngnathidae
Exons: 13
Coding region: 36-2297 (753 amino acids)
Source: RefSeq, a predicted model, not a curated record